CUGAAGUCACUCCCCCUCGUCACGUCCGAGUCGCGCUUCAUAGCAGCUGUGCACGUGACGAGGAAGCGAGAAACCGUUCUCAGAUUUUUUUUUCAAUGAUUGAUGUCACCAAACUUGAGUUCAAAGGAUGAACAGGGGCCGGGGAGUGAGGAAAAGAAAUGCACCAGAAAAAGCAAGCAUCCUCGAAACCUGUGAUGAGGAGAUUCGUGCAGAAGUUGCCCAGCUCUUCAACAAGGUCAGAAGUUAUGUUCCACCUGAAGGGGAGAAAUGGACGUUGCCUGACCCAAACGUGGUGCUCUGCGAUCCUCACGUGAGUCACCCACGUUUGCAGGCUCUGAAACAUUCUCUAAAUGAAGUCAAGAAUCAGCUCAGCGAUAAAGAUCUGUCAGUAUGGCACCAGCACACUUGUUUCACCAACCGAGCAGGCACUGUUACCUCCCACCUUCGCUCUACGACCAAUGCAGAGCUCUGCACUCAGGCUUGGGCCAAGUUCUAUGAGAUCUUAGGCACUUUUCAACUUCUGCCUGACAGCGCAUUGAAGACUGGUGAGUUGAACUCUAUACACCUGUGCGAAGCUCCUGGUGCCUUCAUAUCAGCUCUGAAUCACUUCCUCAAGACCAGCGGCCUGCACUGCGACUGGAACUGGAUUGCCAACACUCUAAAUCCAUACUACGAAGCCAACGGACGUGGUUGCACUAUUACCGAUGACAGACUCAUCGUACACACUCUGCCUUGGUGGUUCUUCGGAUCCGACAACACAGGUGACAUAAUGCUUCAGAAGCAUCUGCUGGAACUGCCGAGAUUUGUGAGCAACAUGCGCAGUGUUGAUUUGGUUACAGCAGAUGGAAGCUUUGACUGUCAGGGAGACCCAGGGGAGCAGGAAAGAUUAGUUGCUCCGCUACAACAUUGCGAAGCCAUUUGUGCGCUGCUGCUGUUAGGAACUGGAGGCUCAUUUGUCCUAAAGAUGUUCACACUUUUCGAACACUCAUCUGUCUGCCUGCUGUAUCUCCUCGCCUGCUGCUUUCGCUCCGUGAACAUCUUCAAGCCAGGCACCAGCAAGUCUGGAAACUCAGAAUUGUAUAUAGUGUGCUUGGACUAUCAGGCCAAAGAACAAAUUCGGCCAUUGCUCUCAAAGUUAAUCCGUAAUUAUGGACCAGACUUGGCAUCCACAGCGUCGCUCUUUCCCCGUCGCUGCAUUCCAGACUCCUUUUUAAGUCAGCAUGAAGAGAUAUGCACUUUUUUCCAAGCAUUGCAAGUCAACACUAUUCAGGAGAACCUCAGGCUUUUCGUAUGCAUGAGCACAGAGCAGCGCAGGCGAUUGGAGCAGCUCAGGGAAUACGCUGCAGAGUUUUAUACUAAACGGUUCAGUGUUCAAUACCUCCCUCGGAAAAGCUGGGUUUGUAGAGGCGGCGUGGUUAGAUGGGUAAAAGUUUGUGAGCGGAAGCAAAUGGGCUCUUUAAAUCAGCGCAAGGAGAUGGAGCUUCAGGGAUGGAAGCAGCGUCUUGCCCAAGGAAAUUAUGGGCCGUUCAUAGAGAAGCAUCUUGUUGCAGCAGAAGGAUGUGAGGUUGUACUCAAUGGCCCAUUGGACGAGUGCGAUUUGGGAGCCUGGUUUGCCCUUGAGGGAGCUGCCCUACCGAAAGUCUGCAGUUCCACCUUCUGUGAUCAAGAAAUGCUAGACUUUCUGAAUGAAGCUCUGGAAGGGAACCUGCGGGUCAAAACAGUGAACUGGUCCCUCAAAGCCUUGCCAACAUGCAGCUCCUGCAGCUCUGACUCCCCUGUAAGCAUCUUAUCUGAGAUAUGCAGUCAUCCGGAUGUGACAUCUUGUUUGGUGCUGGGUAGCCAGUCUUGGUGUGACGACAAACUAACAGGCGUUCGAAUCCAGCCUGAGUUUUUGCAAGGACCCUCUUAUUGUGGGGUGCAGAACGUCACAAUGCAUGAUGGACAACCAGACUAUCAACUCGAGCUUCUGAAUGCUGUCCUGUUCGCUCUACAGAAGCAGGAUCAGGGCUCAACCCUGGUGAUUCCCUUAAGUUCUGCGUUGACACGCUUCACCUCUGGACUGGUUUUCACACUCCACCUGUGCUUCCGUUACAUCACAUUCCGAUGCUUGUCUGGUUGGCCUCCCGCUGCUCUGGUUUGCAUGGGUUUCUCUCCACCUUCAGCCUUACCCAGCCUUCUGGACUUUCUCCAGAAUGUAAUGGAGAAGAUGAAGAAAGUUAAACUGGGAAGGCAGGUUCUGCAGUUUGUGCCUUUAGAGGAACUUCUCAGAGGGGAAUUACCUCACUUCUUGUCUUCCUUCAAUACAGCUGUGAUCCGCCAGCAGCUGCAUAUGCUAAUACAGCUUGAUCAGAGCACAUAAUGCUAGCCCAGCAUGGCUUUAUCCUCUGGAAGAACUUAUCAUUUCGAGUAUAUUCAUCAUAAUCAUGCCUCAGUUUGCUUAGAUUGAAGACAUAGCCUCGGUUGUGCUAGUGCCACGGUGGACAUUUAGGUUGUAUUGGAACACAGAUUUCCCCCAUUUUAGAUAUUUACACUGGGGAGGAUCUCUUUCUUUAACUUUGAAUGUGCUGCAUAUGACUGGGAUUUUCUUUAUAGAUAUAUUUAUGUAAGAGCAUGUGCAGUUCAACAUUUUUUAUUCUAAUAUUUAUAUUUGUUGCCUAGGGCUUUUUUAUACACUAAAGUUCUUGAGUUGACUCAAAUUGUCUGUCCUGCCUGAUUUAUUAAAACCCUUUCUUUAUGGGCA
Molecule: messenger RNA, 2740 nt
Organism: Danio rerio (zebrafish)
Lineage: Eukaryota; Metazoa; Chordata; Actinopteri; Cypriniformes; Danionidae
Gene: cmtr2
Product: cap methyltransferase 2
Biological process (GO): 7-methylguanosine mRNA capping
Cellular component (GO): nucleus; cytoplasm
Molecular function (GO): methyltransferase cap2 activity; methyltransferase activity; O-methyltransferase activity
Source: RefSeq, marked provisional